AUGGAUUUGUUCAAAUCCAAGAUCGAGAACCUGGAGGAGCACCUCAAAGAAACCCGCAUCGAGGAGAAGGCUUCCCACUUCAAGCACAAAGUCGGCAAGUUUUUCAACAUUGUCAACCCCAACCACCGUCACGAUGAGGCGCACGAGAAGGCCACCGACGCUAAAAGAGCGACCAUUGCGGAAUCCCACCGCUUCAAAUCAUUCGCUCCCAUCCGCGAGGGAAACAAGGUCAAGUGGUACGUCGAUGCGCUAGACUACAUGUGGGCGGUCUCAAUCGCCCUAGAGGAGGCCAAGGAGACUAUCUAUAUCGCCGACUGGUGGCUUUCCCCCGAAUUGUUCCUCCGGAGACCCCCGUUCAUGGCGCAGGAAUGGCGCCUGGACCAGGUCCUCAAGCGUCGCGCGGAAGCGGGGGUGAAAAUCUACGUGAUUGUGUACAAAGAGGUGAAUCAAGCAUUGACCUGCAACUCCGCCCAUACCAAACACGCGCUUCGCAAUCUUUGUCCCGAGGGAACCCCCGGCCACGGAAACAUUAGGGUCCUGCGCCAUCCGGAUCAUAACAUUUUCGAAAACGCCGCCGACAUGACCCUGUACUGGGCUCAUCACGAGAAGUUCAUUGUCAUUGACUACGCAUUGGCUUUCAUCGGAGGUAUUGAUUUGUGUUUUGGCAGAUGGGAUGCGCACCAGCAUCCUUUGGCCGACGUUCAUCCGUCGAACCUGCGAAACGAGAUCUUUCCCGGGCAGGAAUUCAACAACAACCGUAUCAUGGAUUUCCAGAGCGUGGGCGAUUGGCAGGCCAAUGAACUCAGCAAGGCAGACUACGGUCGAAUGCCCUGGCACGACGUGGCCAUGGGUGUGAUGGGUGACUGCGUGUAUGACAUUGCAGAGCAUUUCGUCCUCCGGUGGAACUUCAUCAAGCGAGACAAGUACAAGCGGGACAAAAACGUUGACUGGCUGAUGCUUGAGGGUCGCCUUGAUGAGGACGAGGAUUUGGUUGCGGUUCAGCGUCCAAAGUUCCCUUGCGGCGAAUACCUUCAACAUCCUCUCUCCCCCCUUGAUACGAAACCACUCGGCCAACAAGGCUUUGCACGAGCGCAGAUUGUGCGCAGCAGCGCCGACUGGAGCAGUGGAAUCUUGACCGAGCACAGUAUCCAGAAUGCCUACAAGGAGAUCAUCAGCCAGGCUCAGCAUUUUGUCUACAUUGAGAAUCAAUUCUUCAUCACUGCCACUGGAGACCAGCAGGCACCGAUCCUUAACACCAUCGGCCGUUCCAUUGUUGAUGCUGUUGUCAGAGCUGGCAAGGAAGGAAGAAAGUUCCGGGUGAUUAUUGUCAUCCCAGCCAUCCCUGGAUUUGCGGGAGAUCUCCGGCAAAAUGCAGCAACAGGCACACGUGCCAUCAUGGACUACCAGUACAAAUCGAUCCUCCGCGGAGAGCACUCGAUCUUUGGUCAAAUCGCCGCCCAGGGCGUAAAUCCCCGAGAGCACGUCUUCCUAUUCAACCUGCGUGCCUACGAUCGUAUCAACAAGACUCCUGCCCUACUCAAGUUGGAGUCGGAGGCCGACGUGACUUACAACGAUAUCCAGCGUGGAAUCGCAGAGUCCAUCAUGAGUGACAGUGUCCACCCCGCUAUCGGCAAAGAGGGUGACAAGCACGAAGUCGGGUAUGAGGACGCGCAGCAGGAGAAGGAAAUUCGUCUCGCACGACUGCGCAAGUACGAGGAACAACACGAGCGUUUCACAGAGCUUGAAGGCCUCAAAGGCAGCGACACUGUUGCCCACACCACCAUGCUCAACGGUGGCAAGAUGUCCGACGAGCCCUGGGAAGGACGCCCGGAGGAUGAGUUGGAGAAUUUUGUGCAAGAAGAGCUCUACGUGCAUGGGAAGGUGUGCAUUGUAGAUGACCGAGUCGUCAUCUGUGGUAGUGCCAACAUCAACGAUCGAUCCCAAGUUGGCUACCAUGACAGCGAACUCGCCAUCGUGGUUGAAGACCAAGACUUCAUCGGCAGCACCAUGGACGGUAAACCGUACCGGGCCGCCCGCAUGGCUGCCACUUUGCGCCGCCAGCUCUGGCGCGAGCACCUUGGCCUCCUCCCCGUCCAGGACUACGACGCUUCUCAGCACCCCAAUGCCAAGCCCCCAUACCAGUGCAUGAACCACAUCCUCGAGGGGCCCGAAAACGACUUCGUCACGGACCCCAUGAGCGACGAGCUCUGGGAGAUGUGGACCGGCCGAGCCACCGUCAACACCGAUAUCUACCGAAUGCUGUUCCGCGCCGACCCUGACGACAAAAUCCGCACAUUCGAGGACUAUGAUAACCAUUGUCCUCGCGGGACAAAACAGGGCCACUUGUUUGACCCCUACCAACCGAUUGAGGAAAUACGAGCGAAGUUGGACAAGAUCAAGGGGCAUUUGGUCUGGAUGCCGCUGGAGUUCCUGAAGGACGCCAACAUGGCUGAGCCUGGAUUAGCGGUGAAUCAGAUCACAGAGAGCAUCUACACCUGA
Molecule: messenger RNA, 2499 nt
Organism: Aspergillus ibericus CBS 121593
Lineage: Eukaryota; Fungi; Ascomycota; Eurotiomycetes; Eurotiales; Aspergillaceae
Gene: pldA
Product: putative phospholipase PldA
Exons: 8
Coding region: 1-2499 (832 amino acids)
Biological process (GO): intracellular signal transduction; phosphatidic acid biosynthetic process; cell motility
Molecular function (GO): D-type glycerophospholipase activity
Source: RefSeq, a predicted model, not a curated record